CCUAGCUUCCGCCCCUCCCUUCCUCUCACCCUCCCCUCCACAGACGCGGGACACGCCUCGAUCCGAUCCACCAUGGACCGGCAGAGAAAACGGGAGCUCCGCGAGCUCAACUUCCGAGCUUGGGCUGGUGAGCAGAAUGUAUUCGCCGUACAGAAAUCUCUCGACUCGUCCAUGAAAAAGAAUACCGCCUUCAUCAAACGCCUUCGUACUGCUGUACAAGCCUCGGGCCAAUCUCAGUUUAUUCAGGACGUCCAAACCCUGUCCCUCCACAAAUACCUCUCCGAAAUCAUCACCGCAUGCUACGAAGGUCUGUGCAAACUCAAGACCCCCGCCGACAUCUCCGCCGGCGCCGAGAUAGUCAGCGCACUGCACCAACGUUUUGGCCCCGCCGAAUUCACAAACUAUUUGGGCUGGUAUAUUGGUCGCGGGUUGAGCACACCAGACAAAUCGCAGCUUAAGACCCUGGCGCAGGAUGUCCGAGAGAGGGAAGAAAAGGAGCGUCUCGCUCGCCAGCGCAUUUUGUUGCGGGUAGCGACCGAGCUAUGGCUUGUAGGCGUGUUGAGGAGCUUAGAUGAUGUGUCUAGGCCCGAGGACGCCGUCAAAACCAAGGACAGCUCCAAACUUGUGGAAGGCACGAGCAAGUCUAGGGCUACCCCUAAUGGAGGUGCAGAUGCGGAGCCUUUCCCACUCGAGGUUCUGAAAGACAUGCUUGGUCACGAUCGCGAACACAUCAAUCUCCCACUUCUAGUCAUCUUUGUCAAGGCCUUCUCAUGGGAUAUUCUAGGAGCAAAGCCCCCAUCAGCCGAAGGCCGCAAGACGGUCAACGAGGAUGGUAGCACGACCGCGGAGAAGAACGACGAUUCCAUGUCUGCCGACGACGACGAAUCUGGCAUCAAAGACCCCCCGAUCAUCGCGCCGGACAUGCAACAACGUUUUCGAAACAUCCUGUCACGCUAUUUCGAGGAUGUAAAAGCACAUCUGCUCCGAGAUCAGAAACAUUUGGCCGCACAGAGUCGCAAGAACGCCGAAGCAUAUGUCAAAUCUGGUGAGGUGUUUGAAGACCGCCAGGCCAAUUACGAAAAACAGACCAAAGCCCAGGAGAGACUCGCUGCGAACGCUCAAGUACUUGCGGAUGCUUUGAACCUGGAAAUGCCGGAUCUGAAAGAGAAGGACACGUCUGCGCACGCUGGUGAUGGGCUGAUUGGGCUUGUCAAAACCGGCGAGUAUCUACGUGGACAAGGCGAAGGUCCUGGCAUUUGGGAAGACGAGGACGAGCGUCGUUUCUACGAAAAUCUCAUCGACCUGAAAGAUCGUGUUCCCGGUAUUCUGUUGGAAGAGCCAAAGAAGAAAAAGGCGGAUGAUGAACAGGUAGGCAAAAAGAUUGAAGCGAAAGCGGAGGUGGAAGAAAAGGAAAAGCCCGAGGCCACCAACGAAGCGGAGGAUCAGUCCACUGCUAUUGCGAACAAGUCUGUGGGCGCUCAAGUGGAUGCCGUUCUUGCCCGUCUCCCUGAACUCAAUUCCAAGGACGCCGUGGACCAAACUGCUAUUGAUUUCUGCUUUCUGAACUCCAAGGCUUCCCGCAAUCGUUUGAUCAAGGCUUUGCAGGAUAUCCCAAAAGGACGAAGCGAUCUACUCUCCCUUUAUUCCAGAUUGAUUGCGACACUCGGCAAGUAUAUGCCAGACGUAUCCCAAGGGCUUGUAUCCUAUCUCGACGAUGAGUUUCGAAGCCUGCAACGCCGCAAGUCCAAGGAUUUCCUCGGUCAAGUUCGAACUCAGAAUGUGCGCUAUCUUGCAGAGUUGACAAAGUUUGGUGCUGUGCCCGAGCAUGUCAUUUUCCAUUGUUUGAAAGUCAGUCUGGACGAGUUCUCACGGGUCAACAUCGAGAUCAUCUGCAAUCUGCUUGAAAACUGCGGUCGGUAUCUACUUCGAAAUCCCGAUACCUCGCCACGGAUGACAUCUUUUCUGGAAACCCUCCAGCGCAAAAAAGGCGCGCAGGUCAUAGGCCAGCAAGAGCGCAUGCUCAUUGAAAAUGCCAUGUACUACGUCAACCCUCCAGAGCGAGCGGCCAUCGAGCAAAAGGAACGAACGCCGACUGAACUUUUCCUUCGCAAGAUCAUGUACCAGGAUCUGAGUCGGAGAUCUGUCGACAAGACCGUGCGAUUUAUUCGGAAGAUGCAUUGGGAAGAGCGUGAAGUCGUCAACCUCCUUCACAAGAUAUUUUCCAAGCCAGGAAAGAUCAAAUACAGCAACGUGCAUUUGCUGGCCAUCAUCCUGGGGACAAUCCAUCGCUACCAUCAGGAUUUUGCCAUAUCUGUCAUUGACGAUCUUCUCGAGUCGAUUGGUUUUGGUCUUGAGUUGAAUGACUUCAAGUUCAACCAGCGCAGGAUCGCAGAGAUCAAGUAUCUCGGAGAGCUGUACAUCUAUCGCUUGAUCGACUCCCCUCUUAUCUUUGACACACUGUACAAACUUGUCAAUUACGGAUGGGGAGGUGGCUACGCUCGGCCAGGUGUCGUCAACCCACUGGACCUUCCGGACGACUUCUUCCGCGUUCGUCUUGUAUGCAACCUGCUGGAGACUUGCGGCAUGUAUUACGAUAAAGGCGCUGCGAAAAAGAAGCUCGACUUCUUCCUCAGCUAUUUCCAGUACUAUCUUUGCACCAAGGACCCUCUUCCUCUAGAUGUGGAGUUCCUGGUCCAGGAUGCUUACAACCUUACUAGACCGCAAUGGAAGCUUAUUACUAACCUGGAGGAAGCCUCUCAUGCGUUUGCCGAAGCUGUGAAAGACAAUUACCAAAUGUCGGCAAUCGGCAAGCAGGCUGAGCCAGAUGAGGAUGACUUGUCUGCCUCGGACGAUGACGCUGAUGGACCAAACGACGAAGACAUUGUUCUGUCGGAUGGCGAAGACGAGAAAUCCUCAGGCGAAGACGGAGAGGACACUGGUGACGACGAACCUAUCAAGCAGGCUUCAUCAGAUGAUGAAGAGGAGCAGAUCAUCGUCACGCGCCAAGAAGACGAACGCGACCCUGAAGCCGAAGCUGAGUUUGAUCGUGAACUCGCUAAACUCAUGUCAGAGAGCGUCGAGUCUCGCAAGUUCGAGCGCAAGCCCGUAUUUGAUGUUCCGCUUCCAAUGCGCCGGGCUAAGGAACCUGCAGCAGCCACUGAAGACAGCAGCAGUGAACCCGCGCCUCAAGCUCCGACACACAACACAGUCAAGUUCUCAUUGCUGAGUAAGAAAGGGAACAAAACACAGACCCGUUCCAUUGACCUCCCUUCGGAUUCCACCUUUGCUGUUGCCAUGCGUAACAAGCAACAGGCCGAGAAAGAGGAGCAGCAGCGGAUCAAGAACCUCGUAUUGAACUACGAUCUCCGCGAUGACGAUUCCGAGGGUCUUGAAAAGACACACAACCCAUACGCGCAGCCGCGCCUUGAUAAGGCGGGUAACAACCGCAGCAAUCAGCGGGCCCGCAAACUGCAGCUCAGCGACGUCAACUGGUAUGAUAAAUCCUCCUAG
Molecule: messenger RNA, 3510 nt
Organism: Periconia digitata
Lineage: Eukaryota; Fungi; Ascomycota; Dothideomycetes; Pleosporales; Periconiaceae
Source: the annotation of a GenBank genome assembly